AAAGAAUUAAGAAAAAAUUGAAAAAUAUAUAAGAAGAAAAAACACAAGUAAACGAAGUAGCAGAAAGCAAUAGAUAUGAGAAUCGUUCGUAAAGACUUCGUGCGCAAUGGCCCUGGAAGCGUCAAGAUGGUGCCAGUGGAUUCUGAUGAUCUAUGGUAUGUAUAUAACUUGAUAGCUCCUGGAGAUUCUAUCAUGGCCGUUACUAUUAGGAAGGUUCUUAGAGAAGCUGCUAAUGGUGGAAGAGAUGCAGAGCGUGUUAAGCUCAAAUUGGAAAUUAAAGUUGAAGAUGGUGUGGAUUAUGAUAAAGAAGGUGCUGUUUUGCGUGUUCGCGGGAAGAAUAUUCUAGAGAAUGAACAUGUCAAGAUUGGGGCAUUCCAUACUUUGGAAAUUGAGUUACAGCGACCCUUCGUGCUCAGGAAGGAUGUCUGGGAUUCUUAUGCUUUGGAGGUACUCCAGCAGGCCUCUGAUCCUGGUGCUAGUGCUGAUCUAGCUGUAGUGUUGAUGCAAGAAGGAUUGGCCCAUAUUCUCCUUGUUGGUAGAAGCAUGACUGUUACUCGUUCACGAAUAGAAGCUUCAAUUCCUCGCAAACACGGGCCUGCUAUUGCUGGUUAUGAGAGAGCUUUGAACAAGUUCUUUGAUAAUGUUUUGCAGGCAUUCUUGAGAAUUAUAGAUUUCAACGUGGUUCGUUGUGCUGUGAUUGCAAGUCCUGGAUUUACAAAAGAUCAGUUUCAUCGUCACUUAUUUUUGGAGGCAGAAAGAAAACAACUGCGACCUAUUAUUGAAAACAAGUCACGCAUCAUUCUUGCGCACACAAGCUCAGGAUACAAGCAUAGUUUAAAAGAGGUUCUUGAUGCUCCAAAUGUCAUGAGUAUGAUAAAAGAUACUAAGGCAGCACAAGAGGUUCGAAUUCUGAAGGAUUUCUACGACAUGCUUUCAAAUGAUUCAGCACGUGCUUGUUAUGGAGCAAAACAUGUUGAGGUUGCCCAUGAAAGACUAGCUGUGCAAACGCUUCUCAUUACAGAUUCUCUUUUCAGGAAUGCAGAUAUACCAACGAGGAAAAAGUUUGUCAACUUGGUCAAUUCUGUUAAGGAUUCCGGAGGUUCUGUCCAUGUAUUUUCAUCAAUGCAUGUCUCUGGAGAACAACUAGAACAGAUAAGUGGCAUUGCUGCAAUUCUUCGGUUUCCUCUCCCUGAUCUUGAAGACAUUGAGAUGUAAUGGACAAUAUUAGUCAAGCAAGUUGGUGUUUAUUUUUAUACUAUACUAUUCUUAAAUACACACCUUUUGUUGCAACAGUCCCUGAGGACUCUAGGCUAGCAGGAUGCUGGGUUUGCUAGAUAUGAUGAAACAGGGGGCUUGUAGUAUAAAGUAGAAACCUGGCAAUGCAAAGUAAUAGUUGCUAGUUAUAUUUGAUGCUGAGUAUCUUAAGUUAUGGGGUUGAUACUUGUGCUCCUGGGUAUUUAAAUGUAAAAUUUAUACUUCCAAAUUCCCAUCACCACUUGGUUAGCAUUUCCUUUCAAAAUACAAAUAAUGUUUGUGUAUAUUAAUAUUAUUUUUUGAUUUUAUACAGUAUGUUUAUUUUGUUUUCA
Molecule: messenger RNA, 1586 nt
Organism: Lathyrus oleraceus (garden pea)
Lineage: Eukaryota; Viridiplantae; Streptophyta; Magnoliopsida; Fabales; Fabaceae
Product: protein PELOTA 1
Exons: 16
Coding region: 76-1215 (379 amino acids)
Biological process (GO): nuclear-transcribed mRNA catabolic process, no-go decay; ribosome disassembly; RNA surveillance
Cellular component (GO): cytoplasm
Source: RefSeq, a predicted model, not a curated record